AGAGGGAGAGAGAGAGAUUGGAGGAGGAGAGAGGAGAGACUCGCAAGCAAACACACUGGGAUUCCAUCAGAAAAAACUGAGGCGAGCGAGAAGAGGUUAGCGGGAGAAGAUUUUUCGAAUCUCUUCUCGGUGCAAAAAGAAGAGACUCUUGUCCCUCCUGCCCGGAGCUCCUCCAGGAUUGUUUCUUGGCUUCAAAACCUUUCUGUGGAUUUCUUUCUUUUUGCCGUUCUUCCCUGCUUUUCAUUCCCAUCCCCUCAUUCCCUCCCUCGUUUCCUGCCUGCCUCCCCACUCACCGUGGUCCCCUAACCUUCCCGGCUUCUCCUCUUUGGGAAGGGGGCUUAGACGCGGAACCGGCCGUUACUCGCAUCUCCGGAAAAGAGCGAAAGAGAGAUUUGACCGCUGGACCGGAAUAUUGCUUUUGGGUUUUGAUUUUUAUUGGGGAAGGGGGGCCGCGAGAGACACCCCCCCUCCUCGCAACCUGUCCAGGGAGAAUUGAAGGCCGCCGGGACACCAGACCAUCGUCGGCUACAGGAAGGAAUAUCUGGGAUUUCCGCAUUGGAUUUGGGGUUCCUUAUUACUGGCUUGGCUAUUACUCUCGGUUCUCUCUUUUUUAACCCAAGGGGGAAAGGAAAAGAAAAACACUGUUGGAUCUCUCUAACAUGAUCUUGGCAAACGCUUUUUGCAUCUUCUUCUUUUUAGACGAGACCCUCCGCUCCCUGGCCAGCCCCUCCUCUCCCCAGGGCUCAGAGCUCCCCGGCUGGCGCUCGCCAGUGGACUGCGUCCGGGCCAAUGAGCUGUGUGCAGCCGAGGCCAACUGCAGCUCCCGCUACCGCACGCUGCGGCAGUGCCUGGCCGGCAGGGACCGGAAUACCAUGCUGGCCAACAAGGAGUGCCAGGCGGCCCUGGAGGUGCUGCAGGAGAGUCCCCUGUACGACUGCCGCUGCAAGCGCGGAAUGAAGAAGGAGCUGCAGUGCUUGCAGAUCUACUGGAGCAUCCACCUGGGGCUGACGGAGGGUGAGGAAUUUUACGAAGCUUCACCCUAUGAGCCUGUCACCUCCCGCCUCUCUGACAUAUUCAGGCUUGCAUCAAUCUUCUCAGGGACGGGGGCUGAUGCGGCCUUGAGCACCAAAAGCAACCACUGUCUGGAUGCUGCCAAGGCCUGCAACCUGAACGACAACUGCAAGAAGUUGCGCUCAGCCUACAUCUCCAUCUGCAACAGGGAGAUUUCCCCCGUGGAGCGCUGUAACCGCCGCAAGUGCCACAAGGCCCUGCGCCAGUUCUUUGACCGCGUGCCCAGCGAGUACACCUACCGCAUGCUCUUCUGCUCCUGCCGGGACCAGGCCUGUGCUGAGCGCCGCCGGCAGACCAUCCUCCCCAGCUGCUCCUAUGAGGACAAGGAGAAGCCCAACUGCCUCGACCUGCGUAACGUGUGCCGGACGGACCACCUCUGCCGGUCCCGGCUGGCCGACUUCCACGCAAAUUGCCGAGUCUCCUACCAGACGCUUACCAGCUGCCCCGCGGACAAUUACCAGGCCUGUUUGGGUUCCUAUGCGGGCAUGAUUGGAUUUGACAUGACUCCCAACUACGUGGACUCCAGCCCGACCGGCAUCGUGGUUUCCCCCUGGUGCAGUUGCCGGGGGAGCGGGAACAUGGAGGAGGAAUGUGAGAAAUUCCUGAAGGAUUUCACCGAGAACCCGUGUCUCCGAAAUGCUAUCCAGGCCUUCGGCAAUGGCACGGAUGUGAACAUAUCCCCCAAGGGCCCGCAGUUCCAUGCCACCCAGUCCCCCAGGAUGGAGAAGACCCCUUCCUUGCCAGACGACCUCAACGACAGCACCAGCCUGGGGACUAGCGUCAUCACUACCUGCACCUCUGUCCAGGAGCAGGGGUUGAAGGGAAACAAGUCCAAAGAGCUGAGCAUGUGUUUCACCGAGCUCACCACGGACCUCACCCUCGGUCCUAAGUUCUUGGGGGACUCCAACUCACUCAGCCACCGGGCUAGUCCUGCGGCCGUCUUGAUCGUCCUCCCUUGUCUGAUGCUGAAGCUGACUUUGUAGAUGCCGGGAAUCAACUUUGAAGACUUCCCCACAGAAUUCAAAACUAAAUUCAAAAGAACCAAUCUAACAAAACAGAAACACACACACACACACACACACAAAUAUACACACACCACAUGCUUACACACACUACAUUCAUGCACACAGAACAAAAACACACACUUUCCUUGCAAAAAUCCCCACCUUGUCUCUGAACUUGUCUCCUUCCAGGAUUCUGCUCUGGAGAAGUUUUUCUAAUCCAAACAGACAAACAGGUGGGUAGCCUGUGAGCUGGCACUUGGCACCCCUGGCAUGGGAAGGCCAGUGCCCAGGCAGUACACAUGGCCCUAGGAAAGCAUUUUCUUGGUGUUUUUCCCCCCUCCUGCUUUCCAAAGCAAGGGACCAAGGCAAGACAUCAUGAACAGCUCAAAUUCCAGACAGCUGAAGCUCAUCCUGGGAACAGGGUCCUGGCUUCAUUUUUCAGCCUGCUUGGGGACCGAACUUACUGGGCUUGUUCGGGGUUGUGUGUGCGUGUAUGUGUCGUGUCCAGCUCAGCAGGGAUGGGAAUUGGUCGGCACGUAGGGGAAGCCUACUCCAAAAGCCGAGGCUGGGAACUUCAGUUGUUCCCCGUGGCUGGAGAAUCCCAUCUGUUCCUUCUCUUUUCCCUAUGUCCUCCAAUGGGGCUGAGCAUUACCUAUUCCAGUCGCUCUGUACGCUGGUGUUUGAAUCCCUGAAAUUUCCACGGAAGGGAAAGGAAAAUUUAGGGUCUGUUAGAGUCCUUGUGAGCUCCUCUCCAUCCUACUGUGGCACAAGGGGCCAGCCGGCCUGCCAAAGACGUGCAGGAUAGAGGGAACCAUCCAUGUCGGGGGGUUGGGGAAUGUUCCUCUUUCUUUGAUGGCAAAUAUUUGAAAAAUCAAAGACAAAGGGAUACUUGGGGUUGGCUUGUUCUCUUUCUAGUCUGUUUGAUAGGUUUCCCUCAAGGGAGGGGGGCAGCGGGUGGAAGAGGACACUGUUGGAAGUGUAUGUGUGUUUAAAUCUCUUUCUCUCUCUGUUUCUCUCCCUCUGUAUCUCCCUCCCUUUUACCUCUUCCUCUUCUGAGACAUACCUGGACUGUAUGUACAUAGUGAGCCCUCUAUUGACAUAUAUGUAUAUACAUAUCCAUAUACAUAUACUGUGUGGUUUUCCCUUUCUUUCCUUUUUUAAAAAAAAGACAAAAAAAAUCAACAGAUGAGCGAAAAUGUAUUAUUGUAAAGUUUAUUUUUUUUAAUACUGUUGUCUAUAAUGGAAAAAAUGAAGUUUAAGCCCUUGCAGCCGUGCUCUGGACUCAUCAGUGGGGCUGGGAAGGGAGCAGAGACCAAUAUCCACGCUUAACCAAUGGCUCAAAUAAAAGUACUAGGAAGCAA
Molecule: messenger RNA, 3436 nt
Organism: Tachyglossus aculeatus (Australian echidna)
Lineage: Eukaryota; Metazoa; Chordata; Mammalia; Monotremata; Tachyglossidae
Gene: GFRA2
Product: GDNF family receptor alpha 2
Exons: 9
Coding region: 660-2054 (464 amino acids)
Biological process (GO): nervous system development
Cellular component (GO): signaling receptor complex; external side of plasma membrane
Molecular function (GO): signaling receptor activity
Source: RefSeq, a predicted model, not a curated record